AUAUAUCAAGUAAAACAAGAUCAGAAAAUUGCUAGGAAAAGGUAAGAAAUUUGAGAGAGAGAGAGAAAUUAUGGGUCGUGGGAAGAUUGAAAUCAAGCUGAUCGAAAACCAGACCAACAGGCAGGUGACCUACUCCAAGAGAAGAAAUGGGAUCUUCAAGAAGGCUCAGGAGCUCACCGUUCUCUGUGAUGCCAAGGUCUCCCUCAUUAUGCUCUCCAACACUAAUAAAAUGCACGAGUAUAUCAGCCCUACCACUACGACCAAGAGUAUGUAUGAUGACUAUCAGAAAACUAUGGGGAUCGAUCUGUGGAGGACACACGAGGAGUCGAUGAAAGACACCUUGUGGAAGUUGAAAGAGAUCAACAAUAAGCUGAGGAGAGAGAUCAGGCAGAGGUUGGGCCAUGAUCUAAAUGGCCUGAGCUUUGACGAGCUGGCUUCUCUUGACGAUGAGAUGCAGUCUUCCUUGGAUGCCAUACGUCAAAGGAAGUACCAUGUGAUCAAAACUCAGACGGAGACCACCAAGAAGAAGGUUAAGAACUUGGAGCAAAGAAGAGGAAACAUGCUGCAUGGCUAUUUUGACCAGGAAGCAGCCGGCGAGGAUCCACAGUAUGGUUAUGAGGACAAUGAGGGAGACUACGAAUCUGCACUUGCAUUGUCAAAUGGGGCGAAUAACUUGUACACUUUCCACCUCCACCACCCUAACCUCCACCACGGAGGAAGUUCCCUCGGCUCCUCCAUUACUCAUCUGCACGAUCUCCGCCUUGCUUGAUCGUGAUCUGAGAUAUGAUUAAUCAUCACUAAGUUAUAUAUUAAGGUCACUUAUAACUGCUUUUGUUCUAAAGUGUUUGCUUGGUGACUAUCUUUAGGCAAGGAGUUAGACUUGGACUACCUCUGAAAACAGAUGCAUAAAUAUGUGUGUGGUGUUUUAAUCAAUGAUAGCACUAAAAAAAUCCGCGCCCUUGUUGCUUGUGGGUUUGUUUGUAUAAUUAAUACUUCUAUUCUAUAUAUAUCAUGGCAGACAUUGCUUUUGAUAUUUUGGUUUGUUUGUCUUGGAUGUCUUGUUUUGGCUUUAGGGACUUGUUUGGAAAA
Messenger RNA from Malus domestica (apple), 1089 nucleotides. Its product is annotated as floral homeotic protein DEFICIENS-like. The record is from RefSeq and is marked provisional. Gene Ontology annotation, molecular function: DNA-binding transcription factor activity, RNA polymerase II-specific; RNA polymerase II cis-regulatory region sequence-specific DNA binding; protein dimerization activity. Gene Ontology annotation, biological process: positive regulation of transcription by RNA polymerase II. Gene Ontology annotation, cellular component: nucleus. NCBI's taxonomy places the organism in Eukaryota, Viridiplantae, Streptophyta, Magnoliopsida, Rosales, Rosaceae.